GGCUCUGUACACCUACGAGGAUGAGUCUGACGACCUGAAGCUGGCUGCAUCGGGAGGAGGCGGCUUGCAGGAGCUCGCUGGCCACUUCGAGAACCAGAAGGUGAUGUACGGCUUCUGCAGUGUCAAAGAGCCCCAGGCAGCGCUGCCCAAAUACGUCCUGGUCAAUUGGGUCGGGGAGGAUGUGGCCGAUGCCCGCAAGUGCGCCUGUGCCAGCCACGUGGCCAAGAUCGCAGAGUUCUUCCAGGGUGUGGAUGUGAUCGUCAAUGCCAGCAGCGUGGAGGACGUGGACCCGGGGGCCAUUGGACAGCGCCUCUCCAACGGCCUGGCUCGCAUCUCCAGCCCCGUGCUGCACCGCCUGCGGCUGCGAGAGGAUGAGAACACCGAGCCCGUGGGCACGACCUAUCAGAAGACCGAUGCGGCUGUGGAGAUGAAACGGCUCAACCGGGAGCAAUUCUGGGAACAGGCCAAGAAGGAGGAGGAGCUGCGGAAGGAGGAGGAGCGGCAGAAGGUGCUGGAGGAGCGGCUGCGCUUUGAGCAGGAGCGCAUGGAGCAGGAGCGCAUGGAGCAGGAGGAGCGGGAGAGGCGCUAUCGGGAGCGCGAGGAGCAGAUUGAGGAGCACAGGCGGAAGCAGCAGACUCUGGAGGCGGAAGAGGCCAGGCAGCGUCUGCAGGAACAGUCCAUCUUCGGCGAGCAGCAGCACGAGGAGGAGAAUGGGCAGGAGCUCAAGAAGUCGGAGUCAGAAGUGGAGGUGAGUGUUUGGCCCGGAGCUGCUCUCCCCCUCCCCCCCCCGGAGGGGCCGGGCAGAGUCAGCCCAUGGAAGGGCAGUUGUGGGUUUAGGGAUGUGUUCGGAGGCCAGGCCAUGGCAGGGUGGGAUUUGCCCCCCGGGGUGUGGCCCCCACCCACACUGCUCCUCCCCGUUCACGGUGGCACUGGAGGGGGGCUGGGCGCUAGAGCUGGGAGACUGACCGUUCUCUUUGCUUUCUCUGUCUCCGUGCGUCUGUCUGUCUUUCUCUCAGCAGGUCGUCUGCACUGUCCUUUCAUAAAGACACCUGACAGUGGGCCGCCUUCCUCCUCCUCCUCCUCUUCCUCCCCCCCGCGGACCCCCUUCCCCUAUGUCACCUGCCACCGCACACCAAACCUCUCCUCCUUCUUCCCAUGCAGCCAGUCGGAUGCUCACAGAAAGGCCUCGGCCGUGGGCUGCAGCCCCUGUGACUCCAGCCCGGCCUCCACACCCGUCGGGGAGCAGAUCGAGAGGGCGCUGGACGAAGUGACGCAGCAGGCCCCGUGGAAAGACUCGCCCGGACCCAGCAGCGAGGCGCCGGCACCGCUGAUGGCAGACGAGCUGCCUGGGGACCCUGAGUGGACAGCGGCGCAGGGGGGUGGGCUGGGCCCCACCGAGGACCUUGUGUUCCUGGAGCCCAGAGAGCCGCUGCUGUUCCCCGUGGCCGUGCUGCCCGCAGAGGGCGAGUCCUCGGGCCCCGCGCAGCCCCCCGGCUCCAGCCCCGAGAGCCUUAUCGACCUGUGGCAGAACGACAGCACCACCCCGCCCGCUGCCUGGGAGCUGGCCACACCUGCGCCGUCGGGGCCCCCUGCGCCCCUCCUGGUGGAGGUGGAUGUGCCCCCAGCCACCCCCGCAGCCCCCGCCCCCCCUGACGACAACCUGCUGAACUUCGACGAGCUGCCCGAGCCACCGGCCACCUUCUGCGACGCGGAGCAGGAUGAGGAGCCGGCCAGCCUCAUUGCCAUGGAGGGGCCGCACCAGAUGACGCUCAGCUACCAGCAUGCCCUGCAGGAGGCCGCCGGCGGGCAGCAGGUCCCCGAUCCCCAGCUGCUGACCAACGGAGAGAUGGCCCAGAAGGAAGGAGUGCAGGCCAGCGAGGGCUACUUCAGCCAGUCGCAGGACGAAGAGUUCGGCCCGGUGGAGACGUCUGCCAAAACUCCUCCUGCUGUGUUCUACGCCAAGCCCCCCGAGAUCGACAUCACCUGCUGGGAUGCCGACCCGGUGCCUGAGGACGAGGAGAGCUUUGGGGGCAGCGUCUAAGGCUGGGCCCUGUGCGCGUCAGACCCCCCGGGACCGCCACCGUGAGAUCCCAGCAGUGCAAGACGGCCACAGCGAGGGGCCCAGCCCCAUCCCUCUCCGUCUGCGUGUGCCCCUGGGCCCGGCUGGACGGGCCAGCCCCGAGGCACCCCUGCCCCCGCAGGGCAACUUUUACAGCUUUCCUCUCUCUCUCUCUCUCUCUCUCUCUUUUUUUUAAAAGUUGUCUCACUAGGAGCCAUGUGGGUCCGCCCGCCCCCCUUCCCUUAUAGUUCCCUGCUCCCCCACCCUGCCGCUCCUGCCUCUUUGCGUUGAGCUUGUAUAUUUCUGCGUGCCCCUCAGCUCCCCCGACCCUGGUGCCCUGAGGGAGGCUGGGCAGCUGGUGCUCUGUGCAUGGGGCAGGGGCCUCGUUCGCCUCUCCCCCGCUGGCUCUGCCCAGAGCCCUGAGAACUUUGCACGAAUCAAAAAUAAAUAUGGCAAUAAAAUGACCCUGUGUGGGUGCGGCUCUGGCUGGCUGCAGCCCCCCCUCACUUCAGCUGCGCCCCAAGGUGCUUGUGCAGCCGAGCCCCGCCCCCCCAGGGGAAGGUGUUAUGCACCCCUAGGGUGGGGGCUAGGAGAGAGCUAGUGCCCGGCUGUCUCAGCUGAAAGGACCCUGCCAGUCUCAGUAGGAGACUAUGUGGCAACCCCCCAGACUGUCAGCCCCCUGCGCCCCCCCCUCUGCUUUGUCCCCCCUUGCUUGGUCCCCUUCUCAAGUACAGUAACUGGUUUUUUUGAAAGCACAAAUUGUGUAUUGGCAACGUGCUAAUGUAUGUUAAUAAAUAAAUCGCCUCCACCCUG
Molecule: messenger RNA, 2872 nt
Organism: Chrysemys picta bellii (western painted turtle)
Lineage: Eukaryota; Metazoa; Chordata; Testudines; Emydidae
Source: RefSeq, a predicted model, not a curated record